Messenger RNA from Rhineura floridana, 5072 nucleotides. It is a transcript of the gene PSEN1, whose product is annotated as presenilin 1. Gene Ontology annotation, biological process: protein processing; intracellular signal transduction; calcium ion transport. Gene Ontology annotation, molecular function: beta-catenin binding; cadherin binding; aspartic endopeptidase activity, intramembrane cleaving. The transcript is spliced from 12 exons. Gene Ontology annotation, cellular component: membrane raft; endoplasmic reticulum; lysosomal membrane. The record is from RefSeq and is a predicted model, not a curated record. The coding region runs from base 156 to 1601 and encodes 481 amino acids. Lineage: Eukaryota; Metazoa; Chordata; Lepidosauria; Squamata; Rhineuridae.
GCGGAGGCGAGGCGCCUCACCGGAAGCGUCGUGGGGUGGGUGGGGGUUUGUGCUGUGAAUUCGUGUCGGAAAGAAAACAAACUGGUGGGACCCGCUCUGAGGACGCAGUUGCAGUAUCUCAAGAAGAAGGCACGCUUGUGGUGUAAAAAGUCCCAAUGGCAGAACUAUCUGCACAUUUAUCACAGGUCCAGCGUGGGCAGGUGAAAGAGAACUUCCCUGACAACCAUCUGACCAAUACUGUGGCACCUCUGACAAGUGAACUGUUUAAUGCUAAUCAGAAUGACAACAUUGAAAGACGACGUCAUGAAAGUGGUGAUCGGAGACGCAAUGAUAAUCCCGAUUCAGCAUCUAAUGGGCAGCCACAACACAGCACUCGGCAAGUUGUGGAACAAGAUGAAGAUGAAGAUGAAGAGUUGACACUGAAAUAUGGAGCAAAGCAUGUGAUUAUGCUGUUUGCACCUGUCACACUUUGUAUGGUGGUGGUAGUUGCAACCAUCAAGUCUGUCAGUUUUUAUACACGCAAGGAUGGACAGCUCAUCUACACCCCAUUCACGGAAGAUACAGAAACAGUUGGACAAAGGGCUCUGAAUUCCAUUCUCAAUGCUUCCAUCAUGAUUAGCGUCAUCAUUGUCAUGACUAUACUCCUGGUUGUGCUUUAUAAAUACAGGUGCUAUAAGGUGAUCCAUGGAUGGCUCAUCGUUUCUUCACUCUUCUUGCUUUUCUUUUUCUCAUUCAUUUACUUAGGGGAGGUUUUUAAGACCUAUAAUGUUGCCAUGGACUACUUUACCCUAGCACUCAUGAUCUGGAACUUUGGUGUGGUGGGAAUGAUCUGCAUUCACUGGAAAGGCCCUCUCCGGCUCCAGCAAGCCUAUCUCAUUAUGAUAAGUGCUCUGAUGGCCCUGGUAUUUAUCAAAUACCUCCCUGAAUGGACUGCCUGGCUCAUCCUGGCAGUGAUUUCAGUGUACGAUCUGGUUGCUGUAUUGUGUCCUAAAGGGCCUCUUCGUAUGCUAGUUGAAACAGCCCAAGAAAGAAAUGAAACUUUGUUCCCAGCGCUUAUUUAUUCAUCAACAAUGAUAUGGCUGGUGAACAUGGCUGAGGAAGAUUCUGAAGCCCAAAAGACAGCCAACAAAAACUCCACUUACGAUAAACAAGUUACAACGAAUCAGAGUCAGAAUGCAGGUGCUGACACUGAUGAUGGAGGUUUCAAUCCAGAAUGGGAGCAACAACGGGACAGUAGGAUAGGGCCUCUUGAAUCAACCCCUGAAACACGAGCUGCUGUUCAGGCACUUCCCAGUAAUUCCCUAACAAGUGAAGAUCCAGAGGAAAGGGGAGUUAAGCUUGGUUUAGGAGACUUCAUUUUCUACAGUGUUCUAGUUGGCAAAGCCUCAGCAACAGCCAGUGGCGACUGGAACACAACUUUAGCCUGUUUUGUAGCCAUUUUAAUUGGCCUGUGCCUUACUCUGUUGCUGCUUGCCAUUUUUAAAAAGGCCUUACCAGCUCUUCCAAUCUCUAUCACCUUUGGGCUUGUUUUCUAUUUUGCCACAGAUAACUUGGUGCAACCUUUUAUGGACCAGCUAGCAUUCCAUCAGUUUUAUAUCUAGCACACUCUGAGUUAAUCACCUCUGGACAUUUGUAAUGACUGUAGCAAAUAUGGGGGGAGCGAGGAGAAAAGAUUUCCCCCUGUUUCUUAUCUGCCACUGUGCUGGGCACUACUGAUUCUUCUCUGUAAAAAAAGGUCUCUUACGGAAAGGGUUAUAGCACAUUAAGUCUUCAGCUAUCUGAGUUAUACAUCUUUGAAAGGCCCAUAUGUACAAAAGAUACCUGUGCUGUCAUCAGCAACACUACUGUUCAGCAUAGUGAUUCCACCUUCAUCCCACUGCUGAAGAGUGCUGUGAGGUUAAAGAACGGGGACUGGUAAACCAAACUAAGCUAUCUGAACCAUUUGAAGUUAGCCUGGCUCCAGAACAUCAUCAACUGCUGCAUCCUGAUCCCACUGUGUGUUACCUGGAGAACAGCAACUGGACUGUGUAUGAGAGAAUUUGAUCUUGUCUAAAGAGAAAAUCAUGCAAGUCACCCUGUGUGUUUUGUGUUAAAUUUAAAAUUUUCUAAUUGUCAGAUUAGGUGCAAUUUAGCACAAAAUCCUGAGUGCAAAUUUGCAUAUUUCUAGCAUUCUUCAGCACAAAACACACACACACUGAUUAUGCUGCCAAGUGUUAAUUGGAUUCCAUUUACAAUAGAUUACUCAUGAGAUCAGAGUUGGGAUCUUUGAACCUUUAUUAAUUCUAGAUUCCUCUCUCCCGCCCCAAAAAAUAAUAUGCUGAACACUUAAUGUUCUUUUAGCAUUAUAAUGAGUUCUAUAAUCUGUUCAAAAAUUAAGAGAGAGAAGACGUGAGAGGCUUAAAAAGCUACAGAACAGCAAUGAAACACUGCAACCAAAACCAUUUCUAGCUUUAAUUUUUUAACAAAAUGGUGAAUUUUUGAAUUCCAUCUCAUUUUCUCAAACUUUUUUUUGUAUUUCUUGGGAUCAUUCUGUAAAAUGGGAUGUGUUAUACUCUAAGAGUAAAAAGAUAAAAUAUUUUAUAAAGCUGAGGGCUGAUACACAUAUAACAUUUACCCCCCUUCCCCAGGAUUAUUAAGGAACAAUAGUUGUGAAAGCAUACAUAUAAAAAAUAAUACAUUUGAGUUGGUCAUACAUAUGGAUUUUUCAGACCAGGCCUAUAACCAAAACAAUAAAUUAUUGCAUGGCCCUACUCAUGGGAUCAUUCCAGAAAAAUGCUUGUGAUAGCCACUUCUAGGGUAACUUUUUUUUUACUUGUAAUUUCCACUGGGAAUCAUUUCAGAACUCCUGUGGAAGUGUCUGUUAUGUCAGAAACAAGGCCUAAAACCUACUCACAGACUAUAUUAGCUAUGUUGCCUUUCUUUGAUUGCCGUAUAGAAACUAGAACAUCUCUGUUGAAAUAAGAUGUAGUUGCCUAACUAAUUCCAUAGCACUGAAUCGCUCACAAUUGCCUAUUGAAUUCAAUCUGAAUAAAUAUUAAUAAAGUGAAAAACACAUAGAGGCACUCAGUCAAUCUGAGAUAAACUAGAGCAAGCUGUGUAAAUAAUAGCUUGCUCUUUCCAAUUGUAUUUGAGGAAGAGAAUCUGAAAUGAACUAUUGAUUAUCGGGAUAAGCUGUUGGUAUUUUGUGUUGUAUGUUCCUCAUUUGAGGAAGAAUUGUCAGUAUGAUAACUAUAGAAGAAGAUUGACAAAGCCUGAUACUACUGUUGAUAGAAUACACCCUAGAGUCGCAUCUUAGUAGAGUUUUAGGAGUACAGAGAGUUCCUCUUAAAUGUGAUGUGUUAUUGGCAGAAACCGAAGCACUAGUUACUUCCCAAAAAAACCGAUAGAAGUCUUACCUGAAUUUCAGGAGGUCCUUAGAGACUUGCUGAAAAUUGACUCACAGUACUAGUAUUUCACUGCCUAAAAGCAAUUGUACCAUGUUUGUUAGGCCUUGGUGAAGUGGUAAACCUAUAUCUGCAAACUCUGCCUCUUUAGACUACAGACGAAGACUAUGAUAGAAUCCCCUUCUGCACACAAAAAUUCCCCCCACUUAAAAAAAAAAAAUCCUAGCAGAAAUCCUCCCUGACCGGCUAGUCAUCUAACCCUCAAGUUAGAAGACUCAAGUUGGAAAGCUCUUCUUAACUAGUACAUUGAAUACCAUAAACUUUAAUUAAAAAUUAAACUAAGUAAUAUCUUUAGGUCUUGAGCUCACACCUAGGAAGUAGGAAAUGCACAAGAGUCUGAAACAUAAGAGCACUAUUUGUAUCUUGUAAAAUAUUAGAGGCUGGACUGUAUUACUACUAGUUACCUACUCAAGGGCAGCACUCACGUGGUUUAAGAAUGGUAACAGAAUUUUUUAAAAUACACAAUAUAUUGUGUAUUUAAUAUAAUCCCCAUUCUGAAAGAUCGUAUAACCCAGAACAGGCUACUAGGUACUAAUAGCUUUUUGAGGCAGAAUUACAAGAGUACUACUGUGAAAGCGGAUUUUCUCUCCCUUUUCUGUAUAAUUUAGUUUAUUAACAGACUGAUAACAAAUAUGGGGGAAAUGUCCAUUAUACCAUAUAGUAGCAUUUUAAAAUGAGGCAGGUCUAAGUUUCAGUGUCACUUACAAAUAUUUGGCUAAUACAAUUAUUCAACCUUGGUAAUUGCCAAACUGUUAAGGGCUGUAGUAAGCUGAAAACAGCGGAAUAUUCUUGUAGUAUGAAGCACAGCGUGGAUGUCUUUGACUUGCAAGCUCUUGAUUAUUAAAGUUGGAAUUCUAUCCUUAUACAUGACAGUUGCUUUAUGAUGUAGUAAAAAAAACAAAUAAUUGGGCGUAUAUUACAGCAGAUUAUUAGAAAGGACAGUAGGGCCCCACUCAUACAGUGGGUUACGUUCCAGACCCCCACUGAAAAGCAAAAAUUGCCGGAAAGUGGGACAUAGCUCGAAGCCUGCUGCUGCUCUGGCGCGAUCAGCUAUACAGUACAGCUGAUUGUGCAUUCCAGCUGAUCGCUAUCAGCUGUAGCAUGGUGGCUGGAGCUCCCAGUGCUCCAGCCGCCGCACUCCAGCUGACGGUGAUCAGCUGUAGCGCAGGGAGCUCUAGCCACUUGGCAGCACUUGGCCCCACUUGGCCCCUGAAGCUCCCUGUGCUACAGCUGAUCACUCCUCUGGUGCUGUAUUAGCAGAACGCCGAAAAGUGGGGCCCUACUAGAUAAAGAUCAUUUCCUCAGUUUUAUUGGUAAAUUAUUUUGGCAGCUACGUGUAACGACCAUUAUCAAGAAAUCUACAGUACUUGGAUUUGUACAAUGGUGUGAUUUGUUUUAUCUUACUUUAUUGGUCUGCCAAUAGGAAUACUGGAAAUUCUUUUACACUCUAGCUUUUGGUUUGGGGUUUUUUUGGGGGGGGGGUUUCCAGACACUGGUUUGUAUAUAAACUGAACUGAAUGUGAAUAAGCCUUUUUAAAACACCUUUCCAAUUAAAUAUAAUUUUGAUAGGUUAUUGCAAUUUCCCCUGUAUUUAUCUAAUUAUUAAAAAUAAAGAAUGCAUGGAUCCUG